AUGUGCGUGAUUUCAAUUAAAUUUGGAAUUAAUUUCGGUUCCUUGUUCGAAAGAAACCAAGGGAAAACUCACCCUCUUCUUUUUCGCUUGAUUUUCCGUUUCUUUGAAGCCAGUGGAUGGGAGACCUCACUCUGGUUCUAGCUCUUUGAAGGGGAUAGAAGACGACGGUACCGGUUUUUUUUCGUCCGACUGACAAGUAUGUCGCAGAAGCUCCAGCAGCAGCUGAAGGAGGUGGGAUCGAAGCUCGAGACGCCUCCCUCCUCCAAGGACGCUCUCAUUAAGCUCUUAAAGCAAGCUGCAGCAAGCCUUUCGGAGAUAGAACAGUCACAAUCGGCUUCAGAGUUGGAGCCAAUGCAGCCUUUCCUUAAUUCAAUUGUCAAGCCUGAAUUGCUGAAGCAUCAAGAUAAGGAUGUAAAGCUUCUUGUUGCAACCUGUAUAUGCGAGAUAACCCGAAUAACUGCACCCAACGCCCCAUAUAGCAAUGAUGUCCUCAAGGAUAUUUUUCACUUGAUUGUGGGAAAUUUUAGUGGGUUAAGUGACACUGGUGGUCCGUCUUUUGGAAGGAGAGUUGUCAUUUUGGAAACUCUUGCGAAAUAUAGGUCAUGUGUCGUGAUGUUGGAUCUUGAAUGCGAUGAUCUGGUGAAUAAAAUGUUUAGUACAUUUUUUACAGUCGCCAGGGAUGAUCAUCAAGAAAGUGUUUUAUUGUCAAUGCAAACAAUUAUGAUUCUUCUCCUGGACGAGAGUGAGGAAAUCCGAGAGGAUCUUUUGUUUGUUAUAUUAUCGGUAUUAGGCCGUAAUAAACAUGAUAUUUCCGCAGCAGCAAGGAGGCUUGCGAUGAAUAUAAUAGAGAAUUGCGCUGGAAAACUUGAAGUUGGCAUCAAACAGUUCCUCAUAUCGUCAAUGUCUGGAGAUAGGCCGGUGGAUAGUCAAAUUGAUUACCAUGAAGUUAUCUAUGACAUUUAUCGUUGUGCUCCUCAGAUCUUAGUUGGAGUUGUCCCAUACCUUACUGGGGAGCUUUUGACUGACCAGCUAGACACUCGUCUAAACGGUGUGAGGUUAGUUGGAGAUCUUUUUACUUUACCAGGUUCCAGCGUCUCUGAAGCAUUUCACCCAAUCUUUUUAGAAUAUUUAAGAAGAUUGAGUGAUAGAGUUGUUGGUGUAAGGAUGACUGUCCUUGAACGUGUCAGAAGCUGUCUAUUGACGAGUCCUUCAAGAGCUGAGACUCCUCAAAUCAUCUCUGCCCUUUGUGAUCGAUUGUUGGACUAUGACGAGAAUGUGCGAAAGCAAGUGGUUUCUGUGAUUAGUGAUAUGGCAUGUCAUGCCCCGGAUUCCACUCCUGUUGAAACUGUAAAACUAGUUGCAGAGCGACUUCGAGAUAAAUCUCUCAUUGUUAAAAAAUAUGCCAUGGAAAGAUUGGCUGAGAUAUUCCGAACUUAUUGCAUGAGGUGCUCUGAUGGCUCAACUGAUCCCGGUGGAUACUAUUGGAUUCCUGGGAAGAUUGUGAGAUGUUUCUAUGACAAAGAUUUCAGAUCAGAUGCGAUUGAGUCUAUUCUAUGUGGGUCUCUUUUCCCUAUGGAGUUCUCAAUCAAAGAUAGAGUUAAAUGUUGGGUGAGAGUGUUCUCUAUAUUUGAUGGAGUUGAGGUGAAGGCGCUUGAGAAAAUAAUGGAGCAGAGGCAAAGGUUACAGCAAGAGAUGCAAAGGUAUCUGUCUCUACGGCAGAUGUAUGAGGAUGGGGAUGCCUCUGAGAUCCAGAAAAAAGUAAUGCUCUGCUUUCGCAUCAUGUCUCGCUCAUUUGCUGUGCCUUCAAAGGCAGAGGAGAAUUUUCAUAUUCUUGAUCAAUUGAAGGAUGCUAAUAUCUGGAAGAUUCUGACGAAUUUUCUUGAUCCGAGCACUAGCUUCCAGCAAGCGUCUACCAGUCGGGAUGAUUUGCUGAAAAUACUUGGUGAGAAGCACAGACUCUAUGAUUUUCUGAGCAAUCUGUCUGUGAAGUGUUCUUAUUUGCUUUUCAACAAGGAGCAUGUGAAAGAAAUUCUUCUGGAGGCUGGUAUGCAUAAAACUGCUGGCCAUACACAAGAAACUCAAUCUUGCAUGGAUCUGCUGGUGAUUCUUGCACGCUUCAGCCCAUUGCUACUCAGUGGAGUUGAGGAACAUCUGGUAACUUUUCUGAAAGAUGACAAUGAAAUAACAAAAGAAGGUAUUUUGCAUGUUUUGGCGAGGGCUGGCGGUACCAUCAGAGAACAAUUAGCAGCUUCAUCAAGUUCAAUAGAUCUUAUAUUAGAGAGGCUCUGUUUAGAAGGUACUCGACGACAGGCCAAGUAUGCUGUACAUGCCCUAGCUGCAAUAACAAAGGAUGAUGGACUUAAGUCCCUUUCUGUUUUAUACAAGAGGUUAGUUGACAUGCUAGAGGAAAAGACUCAUUUACCUGCUGUCUUACAAUCUCUGGGAUGUAUAGCGCAGACUGCCAUGCCAGUGUUUGAAACACGAGAAAGUGAAAUUCAAGAGUUUAUAAAAAGCAAAAUUCUCAGAUGCCAUAGUAAAGUAGAGGAUGGCAUGCAAGCAUGUUGGGAUGACAGAAGUGAAAAUUGUUUGUUGAAGAUAUAUGGGAUUAAGACGUUGGUCAAGAGCUACUUGCCUGUCAAAGAUGCUCAACUCCGGCCUAAUAUCGAUGACCUUAUUGGAAUUCUUAGAAAUAUACUAUCAUAUGGAGAAAUAUCAAAAGAUAUAGAAUCAAGUCCUAUUGAUAAGGCCCAUUUAAGGCUAGCCGCUGCAAAGGCGGUUCUACGUCUGUCAAGGUACUGGGAUUCUAAGGUACCUGUUGAUGUCUUCCACUUAACCUUGAGGACCCCUGAGAUUCAUUUUCCUCAAGCAAGGAAACUAUUUUUGACCAAAGUUCAUAAUUACAUAAAGGAUAGGCUAUUGGAUGUAAAGUAUGCUUGUGCCUUCUUAUUCAACAAGACUGGCUCCAAGCCCCUCGAAUGUGAAGAGGAGAAACAGAACCUAGUUGACAUUAUUCAAAUGCAGCGACAAGCAAAAUUACGGCAGCUGUCUAUGCAAAAUGAUGCAAAUUCAUUGACAUCUUAUCCCGAAUACAUUCUUCCGUAUUUGGUCCAUGUUCUUGCGCAUCAUUCAUGUCCUAAUGUUGAUGAAUGCAAGGAUGUCAAAGCAUAUGAACUACUGUAUCAGCAACUGUGCUUAAUUCUAUCUAUGCUGUUGCAAAAGGAUGAAGAUGUUAUGUCAGAAGCUAUUACCAACAAGGAGAAGGAGAGAAUCUGUGCAGUAAUCUCUAUCUUCCAAAGCAUCAAGUGCUCAGAAGAUAUAGUCGACGUCGCAAUUUCGAAGAAUUCACAUGCUAUUUGUGACCUCGGGCUGUCAAUCACCAAAAGUUUUGUUCAAAAGGAUGAUGAUUUAAAGAAAUUAACCACAUCGGUCUCCUUGCCUGCAAUGCUGUACAAACCAGUUGAAAAGACAGAGGUGGAUGACUCUCUGGCAAGUGGCGGCCAGACAUGGUUGGUGGAUGAGAAUGUUUUGAUCCACUUCGAAUCACUAAACCUAGAAAGGGAGGAAGCAAUUAAGACAGAAGCAGCUCAGGAUGAGAUACUGAAGGACAGUGAAACCGAAGGGAGUGAAGUGCCUCUAGGGAAAAUCAUAAAACGUUUAAAAUCUCAGGGAGCCAAGGCAGGAAAGGCCAAGAUGAACAAGUCUUUGCCAGCAGAAGAAAACAAUGACGACGUUGAUAUCUUGAAGAUGGUGAGGGAAAUAAAUUUUGAUAAUCUAGACUCAUCUAGUAAGUUUGAAUCAAGCAAUGGUCACAAGCAUAUUCCAAGGCCGAAGAUCAAAUCAGAUCCGGACCAUAAAGAGGUUGGUAAAAGAAAAGCCAGUGGUGCAACAUCUAUUCCAGUCCCUAAACGCCGCAGGUCAUCAUCAGCACAUAGUGCUUUCAGAUCACCAAAGAGUACUUCAAAGGCUUCUUUACAAUCUUCAGCAGAUGAUUUGCGUCAUGCAAGAAUUUCCCCAUCUGAAAUAGACGUUGACUUCCAAUCUGAUUCGGAAAACAAAAACUCUAUGCUGACAAACAUGGUUGAAGGCACUGAGUCAGAUUUGUUGGCAUCAUGCGUUCGAAAGAAUCGUAGUGUUUCAUCAAAACGUAAAAGCAAAGUUUCUGAUUUCACCAUCAUUGGGAAGGCAAAUGAAGAUGGAAAAACUGAUGACAGCUAUGCAUCGAAGUCUAAUGUUCUGAUGGAGUCUGAUCUGGCCAACACAACUAAUGAUGUUAAGUCUCUCAGUGGAUCGACCAAGAAGAGGAAACGAAGAAGCAUUGCAGGAUUGGCAAAGUGCAAAACAAGGAAAGCUGGCAUUGAUAUUGAAAACUUGACUGGCUACAGGAUCAAAGUUUGGUGGCCUAUGGAUAAGCAGUUUUAUGAAGGCACUGUUAAGUCUUAUGACCCCAUAAAAAGGAAGCAUGUGUUAUUAUAUGAGGAUGGAGAUGUUGAAGUACUCCGUUUAGAUAGAGAGCGGUGGAACCUUGUUGAUAAUGGCCGCAAGUCUAAAAAGAAACCAAGUUCAUUGAAGCGUCCCGUUUCUACAGGAGUGUUGCCUGUACUAGCACAAAAAACUUCAGGUGGCUCUCGUCAGGAUAAGAAGUCAAUAAAGAUAGUUAAAGGAAAAAGAACUCCAAAGAAAAACUUGAAGCGCUUGCAAAAAGGUGCAUCGAAAAGUGAUUUCUCUGAGGCCGAGGCCAAAGGGGAUUCGGAUUUUUCCAAUUCGGAACCCUCCCCAUCAUUGAAAAGUGAUCAUGUAAAAUCAGGUGAUACUCGAGGCGAGCAUGCAGAAAGGGUGGAUGAUAACCCAACAGACGAUGGAGAAUCCGAUAAGGAAGUGACAUUUACUUCUGGGGAAACAUUUGAAGAACGAGCGAAGGUUCUUAGCCAAAUAGAAGAAUUAGAUGGAGAGGGAAAAUCUGAAUCCACGGGAAAAGUUGAUGAGCCUAUAAAGGGCAGCCCAAAAGAUGCUGAAAAUCAUGAUGCUCAAGAGGAAUCUAUUUCAGAAGGGAAAGAGGCUGAUGAAUCAAAUGAAGCCUCUACAGAAGCUGAUGAAGACAAACUCGGUUCUGUAGAAAAGCAAGAUAUGAAUUCAAAGAAAUCCGACAUGGAAUUGUCGAAUCUUCCAGUUGAUGAAGAUGCUGAGAUCUCUGAUGAUGAGCCUCUUAGUAAGUGGACGCACAAGGUCGGGAAAUCAAGAUCAAAGCAAUAAGCAUCGGCCUCUGAUCAGUUACCAUAAAGAAAUUGUAGAAAUGCAGUUGUAACACGUAUAUGUAUGUCCGAUUCAAGUGCCUCCAGAUUAGUUGGUGAAAGACGCUGACGAUGAAUGAAGAUGGAUGCUCAUUGCCUGAACAUAAUAAUAGAUGUAUGAAGCAGUUGGUUAUAGCAUGUAAAAAUAGCAGUAGCGAUCCUCGGAAUUAGGUAGAAAGAAUGUUAGUAGCAUAUGACAGAAUAUUGAGGGUGAAGUUCUGCAAGCUGUGGAUAGUGUGUUAGCAGUGGUAGAUGUUGAAUAUUGAAUGUCUUGGGAUUUUCUGUACGUGGUGCAUCUGUCUAACCUCCAUAAUUGAUGAAGUAGAUACUAGAUAGGUGACAUGUACAGUUGUGGCUGGAAGGAUAGUCUUUUGUUGUAUUUAUGCUUUGAUCUAGGAAGAUAAUUUUACCUUCUGAUUAUUUGUUUUUCCA
Molecule: messenger RNA, 5720 nt
Organism: Tripterygium wilfordii
Lineage: Eukaryota; Viridiplantae; Streptophyta; Magnoliopsida; Celastrales; Celastraceae
Product: sister chromatid cohesion protein PDS5 homolog A-like
Exons: 33
Coding region: 199-5250 (1683 amino acids)
Biological process (GO): mitotic sister chromatid cohesion; DNA repair
Cellular component (GO): nucleus; chromatin
Source: RefSeq, a predicted model, not a curated record